AUGGAUGACUUGCGUCGGCGAGCCGACAAGUACAUGCAGAUGGAAGAGUUAGCUGAGUUUCGGAAUCAAGCCCGAGCGGAGGUGUCGGCAAGACCUGACAAGCCGGCCGAGAGUAAUUUUCGAAGCUGUCCAAAAGAGCUAAUUCCUCGUGAGAAACCUCCUCGCGGGCCAAGGUACUCGCAGUAUACGCCACUUAACACUAGUAGAGCGGCCAUACUAGAGCAAGCACUAGCCUCAGAAGUGCUAGCCGUCCCGAAACGAGCUUCGACCCCUCCCAAGGCCGAUACAACUAAGUCUUGUAGGUACCAUCGCAAUCGAGGGCAUUCAACAGAGGAAUGCGCGGCCUUAAAAGAUAAAAUUGAAGAUUUAAUCAAGCAGGGACAGCUGCAAGGCUUCGUGGGCCACCCAAAUUCAUCCCGACACGCUGAUCGGUCGAGGCGACAUGAUCAGCUCGAACAAAGGAGAAUAGAAACACGCUUAUACAGGGAACGCAGUCGGUUCAGAGAAAGAAGAGAAGCGGAGCCUUCGUCACAGCCUCGGCGAGUCAUCAACACCAUAGCAGGUGGAUUCGCUGGUGGUGGCUCAUCCUCGUCGGCGCAACGAAGACACUUGCGGGCCGUUCGAUAUGUGCAUGCCGUUGAAACUGUCCGUCGUCAUCUACUCACCAUAACCUUCACCGAAGCCGAUUUCAAAGGCAUCGACCCGGAUCAGGACGACCCAAUGGUAAUUAGCGUUGAAAUUCACAACUGUAUUGUGCGUAAAACGUUGGUUGAUCAGGGAAGUUCAGCCGACAUCCUGUAUUGGAACACGUUCAAGCAGUUGGGUAUUCCGGAAUCCGAGUUAGUUCCUUAUGAUGAACCCCUGGUUGGGUUCUCAGGUGAACGAGUUAGAACAAAAGGGUAUAUCAGGCUGUCAACCUGGUUUGGGUUUGAAGGAGCCGAAUACCGAGACAUUUCGAUUAAAUAUGUGGUAGUUCACGCCAGCACGUCUUAUAAUAUUCUGCUCGGCCGACCAUCCCUGAAUUAG
Cajanus cajan (pigeon pea) is the source of this 1026-nucleotide messenger RNA. The record is from RefSeq and is a predicted model, not a curated record. Lineage: Eukaryota; Viridiplantae; Streptophyta; Magnoliopsida; Fabales; Fabaceae.